UCCGUCGGUCGGUUGGCACACGCGUACGCUCUCUUCUUGUAUACCAAUUUCUAAUUCUAUGCUUCUCCCAAAAAAAAAUAUCAUCUUUGUACCUUCAGUUCUCCUUCCUUCCAGUUUCCGCCAGAGAUCAAAAUCUCUGGCCCUCGUCCUCUUCCGUCCUCCCGAUCGAUUAAUUCCUCUCUUUUCUCGCAGAGAUCGAAAUACUAGGGUUUCCCGUCAAGUUUUUUCCUUGAAUAUCGUAUAAUUUUAACUUUAGGGUUGGUUCGCUGAUUUCGAGCGGCGAUCCGGGGAUUUGGGGAUCAUACCAUUUGAGAGCUUCCGUCAAGAUCGAAUAUAUAUUUUUUUUUUGUUUGGUUUUUAGCCGGAUGCGCGCGGUGCAGUGAUAGCUCGUUUCUUUAGGGUUUCGAGUCGAUUUGAGGAGUUUGUAGCGAUUUAAUAUUGUUGUAUUUGAUUGUUGGAUAUGGAUUCGAGCCGGAGAGCUGUGGAAGCGUACUGGAGAUCUCGCAUGGUUGAUGGAGUGACGACGGACGAAGAUAAGGUCUCCCCCGUCUACAAGUUAGAGGAGAUCUGUGAGCUUCUGAGGAGCUCUCCUGCGGGCAUCGUCAAGGAGGUGUCGGAUUAUAUUCUCAAACGGCUUGAUCACAAGAGCCCCAUCGUGAAGCAGAAGGCAUUGCGGCUUAUCAAGUAUGCAGUGGGAAAGUCAGGCAAUGAGUUUCGUAGGGAAAUGCAACGACACUCAGCAGCUAUCCGACAGCUUUUUCAUUAUAAGGGCCAGUUGGAUCCCCUUAAAGGAGAUGCCCCAAGUAAGGCUGUCCGCGACACUGCUCAUGAGGCAAUCCAAGCUAUUUUUGCUACUGAUGACAACAAGUCAGCAGCACCAGUAGAAGGUCUUAACAAGCGCAUCCAAGGCUUUGGUAAUACAAAUUUUGAGAUGCCAACAGAAGAUAAGAAGUCUUUUCUCAGUGAAGUGGUGGAACUCGGUAGUGCCUCCAUCAAGCAGGGACUAAGCACCAUUGCUGCUGCCCAUGGGAUAAGGAAAGUCGACAACGGGAAUUACAGGAGCCCAAAUUUGCGGUGGUCUCUAACAACAGAAGGAGGUAGCCUUGAUAAAUAUGAAGGUGACGAGCACCACAGGGCAAGCUGGACAUCUUCUGGAGUCUCAAAAAAUGUGGCUUCUGGAACAUGGAGCCCGGAUUCAAGAAUGACCAUAGCAGGGACAGCAACACAUGAGGUUACUGGUUCAAGUCUCUCAGGGGUUAAAAGUCGUGAGGAGAGGCAUUUGGAGACUAUUGUCACUUCUGGAGGUGUUCGUCUGCAGCCGACUCGUGAUGCUCUUCAGGCUUUUCUUACUGAGGCAUGGAAACUGGAUGCAGUGUCUCUGAGUCAUGCACUCGAGAUGAAGCUCCAAUCUCAUUUGUGGCAGGUCCGGAUGAAGGCUAUCUGUGUACUAGAAGCAAUUUUGAGGAAAAAGGACGAUGAGCAUUUUUCUAUUAUAGCAUCUUAUUUUAGUGAAAACAGAGAUUCUGUGGUCAGAUGUUCUGAGUUACCUCAAGUUUCUUUGAGGGAAAAGGCGAUGAAGGUCUUAAGUCUUCUAGAUGGGGAGCAGACUAAUGGAGCAGGGAAUGCAGGGGAGCCAUCAGAUGCAAAAGCUACCCCUGCACCUAUGGUUCAGAUGCCUGACUUAAUUGAUACAGGUGAUCCAGAUGAUCGUGGAAAUGAAGCUUCCAUUCAGAAGCAGGGGGACCAAAGCACUGGGAAGCUAACAUUGCCCCCUCCUCUGGUUGACGAUCUUUUUGGAGGUGACCUUAUUUCUGGACUAGGUACCACUGAGGUUAAAAAUGAGGAGGAUCCAUUUGCAGAUGUAUCAUUUCAUGUCACUGAAGACAAGGAGCAUGAUGAUCUUUUCUCUGGACUGACAGUGGAUGACAAGAAAUCCAAUAUUGAACUCAAAACGCCUGCUGAUAAUAAGUCCGAAUUGCUCGAUGUUUUUGGUGCCAACUCUGGGCAGCUUCUGCAGGAUACAGGAGCAGAUAAAAAGAAUGUGAAUGAUUUGAUGGCUGGUCUAACUCUCAAUGGAAUGGCCCAAGAUAACAAACAACUUGGACCUUCUGGAGCAUCUGGAGGUGCCUUUCCAGGAGUAACUUUCUUAGAUGGUGGCAGUCAAGCAGGCCAGCUGCCUACCAAUGGAGCAUUUAAUGGUAUCCUUGGUUCAAAUACCUUGUAUGCUCAGGCUCCCAUGCAGCAUGGCAUGCCUCCAAACAAUAUGUUUAAUCCAGCUUUUGCUGCCCAGCCAAUGAAUUAUGGCGCAAUGGGAUCUUUCAUUGCUCAGCAGCAAUUACUAUUUCAAAACCUUGGGAAUCUCAAUUCUGGAUUUGGGGGCAUGGCUGGAAAUGCCAAUGGAGGUUAUUCUUCACCGCUCCCUGAUUUCUUUCAGCUUUCAAAUAAUUCAGUUCAAAGCCAUGGUCCGAUCAUGAACAGCUCGAAGAAAGAGGAGACUAAAGCUUUCGAUUUUAUAUCGGAUCAUAUUGCAGCAGCCCGUGAUUCAAAGAGAGUUCUUUGAAGCUUUUAACAGCACAUGUUUUACCGUCAAAAAGGAUCAAAACUGGUUUGGUGCUUAAUGGAAGCGCCUUUAGUCAUUCUUUUGCAAUAAUGACAUUUGUGCCUCAAGCUGCAUGAGCUAUACUUCCCCUUGCCAAUUUCCAUAGUGUGUUGUUAGGUAUAUAGUUGAAACUGCUCAGGUGUUGUAGAGAGGAUGGUUCUAGGUUGCUGUAUUUAACUGUGAAAUUUAAGCCAGAUGUGCAGUUUGCUGUGUCUCUUCAAUAAAUACUGUUUGGGGCUUUGUUUGUCACUUAUGUCGAUUGCAUUUUUAUCUUAUAUAAUCAGCAUGCGGGUGAAAUGAACCUGAGAAUUGGAUUU
Messenger RNA from Phoenix dactylifera (date palm), 2916 nucleotides. Its product is annotated as protein MODIFIED TRANSPORT TO THE VACUOLE 1-like. Gene Ontology annotation, molecular function: phosphatidylinositol binding; ubiquitin binding. The record is from RefSeq and is a predicted model, not a curated record. Gene Ontology annotation, cellular component: trans-Golgi network membrane. NCBI's taxonomy places the organism in Eukaryota, Viridiplantae, Streptophyta, Magnoliopsida, Arecales, Arecaceae.